UCGAGACUAUGUCAUUCUUCGUGGACAUUGUCACCGAAGAUUCGUUCUACGAGAAUCUGACUCUCGGUGUGGUCAAGGUUCUCGAAAACUCCCCGUGCGUGAGAAACGUGCGAAUCGAGAGACGAAACGGCUGCGAAUCUGGGACCAUCAACAGCUGGGAGCAACGCCAUUGCUGCGCGCUCCCUGAAGACGUUCGGAAUUUCUAUACUUCCAUCGAUGGCUUUUUGCUGCAGUGGAAUCUCGAGAUAGCAGGUGAGGAAUUCCCGAUAGGUCGCAUGGAGAUCGGCAGUUUAUCGUCACUGAAGAGAUACGUCGGCAAGAAUCAGCAAACGGGAUCAAGCUCGGCGCAAGACUCAUCGGGGAUGCCAACAGGGAACGAGUCGCAGGAGGACGUCAUGUUCACCGGUGAUUCGCGCGAUUGCAAGCUCUUCGAAAUCGGACAAUGCUUUCCGGGACCCGAAAAUGGCAAGAUCUAUUUGGCGUAUCGUUCCAAGCAAGAGCAAGACUCGCCGAGUAUCUGGCUCCAUCACGACAGUAACUGGUACCAUCUAGCCGACAAUUUCACCGCGUAUUUUCGCAUGAUGUUGACCCAUUUGGGUCUGCCCUUGUGGCAGUGUUGCGCGGCUGGACUGCCUUUGUAUACCUGGGUGCAACAAGCAUACUUUUUGGUUGGACCCCAUUUGCUGCCGUCCAUUGUCGAGCCCACCGAGACCGUAUCUGCUUCGUUGUGGAACAACGGGCCCAUCAACGUCCUCGAUCCGACCAUCUUCAAGGCCAAAGACGGCAAGCAGAGAAACGCUCGCAAGAAAUAA
This is a messenger RNA of Cataglyphis hispanica, 812 nucleotides long. RefSeq names its product tubulin polyglutamylase complex subunit 2. Bases 9 to 812 code for a protein of 267 amino acids. Gene Ontology annotation, biological process: protein polyglutamylation. The transcript is spliced from 2 exons. NCBI's taxonomy places the organism in Eukaryota, Metazoa, Arthropoda, Insecta, Hymenoptera, Formicidae. The record is from RefSeq and is a predicted model, not a curated record.